AUGAAGAGCGACGACAAGAGACCGUUGAUCGAUCCGGUAGCGACGCCGGGCCCGUGCAUCGAAGCCGGUAUAGAGAACCACACGGGUCCUCAACCGACCGAAACGACAAGUUUGCUGUCCAAGCGGAAGCACACGCGGCGCUCUGAUGUGCACUAUCGAGACUGCAUCUCAGGCCCUCGUUUUCAUUUCCUGUUCUGGAGCAUAAUUUUUGGUUGCACAAUUGCGUUCUUCGACACCACAUUGAUGGCCUCUUCCCAUCCCGUCAUCACCUCCUACUUCGAAGCCUCGAACGCUGCUUCAUGGCUUAGUACAGUGUUCUACCUGACUUCCACGGUGUUUCAGCCAGUUUACGGCCGAGUUUCGGACACUAUCGGUCGACGGCCAGCCUUGCUCUUCGCGAUUGUCAUGUUUUUCGCCAGCACGCUAUGGUGCGGUGCAGCUGGAAGUAUUAGCAGUUUCAUCGCCGCCAGAGCGGUAAGUGGAUUGGGUGCCGGCGGUGUGAUUGCCCUCGGGGGAAUCUUGACGAGCGACAUUGUCAAAAUCGAGUACAGAGGCAUUUAUCAGAGUUAUUUCAACUUGGCGUAUGGAGCAGGCAAUGGGCUGGGUGCCGCCUUAGGUGGCUUUCUCUGUGACCACUUCGGCUGGCGCGCUGCCUUCUUCUUGCAGCUACCUUUUAUCGUCGUCUAUGGGGUGCUUGCCAUCUUUUCUUGCCCAGAUAACCUCGGUCCACAUCUUGCUAAGACACAGGGCAAGACACUCGGCGAAGCCUUCAAGAGCUUCGAUACCUAUGGGACGAUUGGAAUGAUCCUCACAGUCUCCGGCCUCAUUCUGGGGGUGAAUUUGGGCGGGAACGUUUUCACGUGGAGGCAUCCCCUUGUUAUCAGCAGCCUGGUGAUAUCUGGCAUUGCAGGCGUUUCCCUGGUCUUCGUGGAGCGGAAAGCCGAACGACCAAUUCUACCUCUGAGGCUUUUCUCAACAACGCCCCUUGCAAAUGUCAAUGGAAGCAACUUUAUUGCCUCGAUGCUUACCAAUACCGUUUUGUUCAAUGUUCCGCUCUACCUGCAAGCAGUCCGACAAACCUCGCCUACGACUUCGGGUCUUUACCUAGUACCUCCUCUAGUCGGCGCUAGUAUCGCCGCUAUCCUAGCAGGAGUUUACAUCACCGUCACCAGACGGAUGAAGCCGCCGAUGGUGCUGGGCUCAGCCUUGGGACUUGGUGGCGCGGUAGCUAUAACGUGUCUGUCAGCAGACACCCCUACCUCGCUUGUCCCUUAUCUCAUUCCUUUUGUCUCGAUCGGCCAAGGAUUCUUCUUCCCAGCAGCAACAAUCGCAGUCUUAGCACUCAACUCACAGGAGGAUCAAGCUGUGGCAACUACCACACUUGGCCUCAUCCGCAACCUCGGCUCCAUUAUGGGCGUGGCUUUGAGUAGCUGGGUAUUGCAAAAUGCGCUGCCGAUAUAUCUAAACAGAUACAUCACCGCACCUGACGCAGCGACCAAAGAACACAUCAUUCGCACCGUCAGAGAAUCGAUCCACUCGAUCCGGGAUUUGGAUCCCGUGCACAGGAAACAGGUCAUUGAUGCAUAUGCGUCGAGCUUGAGAGCGACAUUCGUCCUGGCCAUCAUCUUCUCCAUUUUAUCUGUCAUGCUCAUCUGGCCUGCUCAGCUGCCACGUCUGCAAAAACAAGAGGACAUGGACAAAGACGAGACGGCUGUUUUCGCUCCGGGAUCGAGUGGCGAGUCUGACGAUGAUGAAGAGGAUGAGGCAGAAGCUGGGUCGCAAGCAUUGCUGGCAACGCCGACUCAUUCUAUUGUGCGAACUUUGACGAGCGGUACGAAUCGGAGCGCCAGAUCAACGUCCUUGGGUGAGGCGCUAGGAAGGAGAGCAAGUUUUGACACGAAUUUCUAG
Molecule: messenger RNA, 1908 nt
Organism: Fonsecaea multimorphosa CBS 102226
Lineage: Eukaryota; Fungi; Ascomycota; Eurotiomycetes; Chaetothyriales; Herpotrichiellaceae
Exons: 2
Coding region: 1-1908 (635 amino acids)
Biological process (GO): transmembrane transport; basic amino acid transport
Cellular component (GO): fungal-type vacuole membrane
Molecular function (GO): basic amino acid transmembrane transporter activity
Source: RefSeq, a predicted model, not a curated record